Molecule: messenger RNA, 819 nt
Organism: Balaenoptera musculus (blue whale)
Lineage: Eukaryota; Metazoa; Chordata; Mammalia; Artiodactyla; Balaenopteridae
Product: potassium channel subfamily K member 13-like
Exons: 2
Coding region: 442-786 (114 amino acids)
Biological process (GO): stabilization of membrane potential; potassium ion transmembrane transport
Cellular component (GO): membrane
Molecular function (GO): potassium ion leak channel activity
Source: RefSeq, a predicted model, not a curated record
UUUGCUUUGGGGGAAGGUCAAACCCACCGGAGUUUGCCCUGAAGAUGCGCCACGCCCCCUCCCCAGUCUGAGCCGGGCGGGACACCAGGGGGAAGCAGCGGCCGCAUCCCCGUGCCAAGCAGAAGCGGACUCUGUGCCGGGUCACUCGGCUCUUCAGCUUUUAGGAGAACUCCUAGGGGGGCGGGGACGGCGGCGAAAAUGCGGAUUUGAAACCGGGAGUCGAGGCGGACGUCGGGGGCUGGCGCUGCAGGAGCGGUCGACGCGGCGGCCCCGGGAGCCGCGUGGCCUGGAGGAGCGUCCGGCGGUCAUGGGCGAGCUGGCUGUCGGGCGGCCGGGGGCCGACUGAGCGCCGGGCCGAGACCCCACCUCCCGGGGCGCCCGGGCGACAGUCAGCCGGCGGCCACUGCCGCCCGGCUUGGGGCUGCCCCCGGGGGUCCGGCCAUGGCCGGCCGGGGUUGCGGCUGCAGCUGCGGCCCGGGCCACCUGAACGAGGACAACGCGCGCUUCCUGCUGCUCGCCGCGCUCAUCGUGCUCUACCUGCUGGGCGGCGCCGCCGUCUUCUCGGCGCUGGAGCUGGCGCACGAACGCCAGGCCAAGCAGCGCUGGGAGGAGCGCCUGGCCAACUUCAGCCGCCGCCACAACCUGAGCCGCGACGAGCUGCGCGGCUUCCUUCGCCACUACGAGGAGGCCACCGAGGCCGGCAUCCGCGUGGACAAUGUUCGCCAGCGCUGGGACUUCACCGGCGCCUUCUACUUCGUGGGCACCGUCGUGUCCACCAUAGCAUAGAAAGAGCAGAAUAUUAAAACACAACUCAGGGAG